AUUUGAAUACAAAGAAGUGUAAUUGAAAUAAAUUUCCACGUGGAAAUUACGAGGAAUUCAUCUAGGAAUUUACGAUCCAGAAGAAAUCAGGGAAUUUAUUUAAUCAACAUUAUUAAUAAACUCUAAUUGAAAUUUAUCGAGAAAAUAAACGCAAGCAAAAGUCCAUUUUGUUAUUAUUUAUUUGUUUAGUUCGGGAGUUAAUUAAGGACUUGAAUAAUUGAUUUCAAGGGAUUGGGGAUUAAUUAGAAGGGAUAAUUGAAGUGGAGAAUUUAUUCUAUGAAGUGUGAGAACUGGAAAAGGUGAUGUCAGUGAUGAUUGCAGUGAAAUUUAUCACUGGAUGUGACUCAUCUUUUAUUUGGUGAGAGAAAAACGAUGGAAUUCUCACUCUAAAGUCAGAAAGAGAAUGAUAAAGAUGAUCAGCAUCUCCUGUGGAACUCUUGGUCUUGCUCUAGUGUUUCUUCUGGUUGUGAUAUUCACGUUGAGUGAAGCUGCGAGGUACAGACUGAAAUUUAUAAUAUUUCUUCUGGGUUGUGCCUUUGCCACCACCUGGCCACUGCCUUUCAUGUUCCUGCGUCCCCGAGAUUGGAGAAAUGCUCUAAUUCCAGCCUGGCAAUUGCGGAAAAUUCUGAACCUCCUGGGUCUGAGGUUCGUCGUUCAGGGACAGGAGAAUGUCGUGAAAAAAUCUGGGGCUGUUAUCGUUAUAAACCACCAGAGCGGUUUAGACCUUGGAGUUUUAGCUGAGCUGUGGCCAGUGAUUGACAACUGCACAGUAGUCGCCAAAAGGGAGAUCCUCUGGUUCUCGGGGCUUUUUGGUUUGGCUGCCUACAUGUGGGGGACGAUAUUUAUCAAUCGUGGAAGAGGAACCAAUGCACAGGACGCGUUGAAUUCAACGGUUGAGGUAAUCAAGGGGAAGAAAUCCAAACUCAUGCUGUUUCCGGAGGGGACGAGACACUCUGACAGUAUUUUAAAGCCUUUUAAAAAAGGCGCCUUCCACGUGGCCAUCGCUGCGCAAACGCCAAUUCAACCUGUUGUAGUUUCAAAAUAUUAUUUCAUCAACGAUCGACGAAAAAAAUUCGGCUCUGGGACCAGUUAUAUUAGGAUUCUUCCACCGAUAUCAACUGAAGGAAUGAAAAAAGAGAAUCUGGAGGAGAUCAUGAAUAAGACUUGGGAAAUAAUGAAUUCAGAGUUUCAGAAGAUCAACGGUGAAGUGAUGAGGGAAAUUGACAGGAAAAAAAUGGAAUGAAACGUGUACUUUCCCGUUUUCAUUGAUCAAUUGUUUGUACGUCGAAUAAAGAAUUAAGUUAUUGAAUUAAGAUUCGGUGAGGAGAUAAUUGGAGAUUUGAGGAGUGCAAAAUGAAAUGAUUAUUGGAUUUUUCGGUUAUCGCGUAAUUAAAUGAAUUGUGAUGUGUUUUGUA
Molecule: messenger RNA, 1415 nt
Organism: Fopius arisanus
Lineage: Eukaryota; Metazoa; Arthropoda; Insecta; Hymenoptera; Braconidae
Gene: Agpat2
Product: 1-Acylglycerol-3-phosphate O-acyltransferase 2
Exons: 5
Coding region: 404-1243 (279 amino acids)
Biological process (GO): phosphatidic acid biosynthetic process
Cellular component (GO): endoplasmic reticulum; membrane
Molecular function (GO): 1-acylglycerol-3-phosphate O-acyltransferase activity
Source: RefSeq, a predicted model, not a curated record